AUGGUUCCGCCCUCAGCAGACCAUUUUACAAUUCUUAAAACCUUUUCCCCUAGCCCAGGCCUCAUCCUAGACCUGACGAGGAGUUUUUGCGCUAAAACAGCAGGGCUUCCUCCCAAUCCAUUUCAAAGCGAAUGCCGGCAUACGGUUAGCAGCUUUUCGUUGUCGCAGAAACCAAACGAGCAGACGCUUCAUUGCAGCUCCUUGCAUUCUCAUCGCCGGCAUCACGUGCCCUCACCGGCUAAGGGGAAACGGGAGCAGGAUUCCAUUGAGUGCGCCUCCUUGGGGGAGAAGCGGCUGACGUCUACUUCAACCUCUGCUUUGCACUCUUCUGAGUGCCGUGGCGAUGACCGACCCGGAAGCUUUGCUAAGCGCGCCAAAAUACCAUGGCGAAGCAACCUUAGCAGGCGUUCUAAAAGAUCCUCUGCGGCAAAGAGAAAGCGGGAGGAGGAAACCGAGGUAGAGGCCUCUUUGAGGCUUUCCAUUCAACCUCAACGGAAGCAGUAUGUUUUGUCACAUGAAACGCUUGGGGAGCAUAACUACUGUUUGUACUGCAAAUCAGUUUACACAUAUUCGUUGAAAAUCUCGACAGAGCCCGCCUCGAAAUACUACUACAAUGCAGCCGACGCCGGGGCAACAUCCAUUCGACGGUCGCAGGAGACCACGGCUGAGAAAACCACGCGUAACGCAGCGAAAGCUGCGGCAACGUCCAUUCGAGGGUCCCAGGAAUCCAUGGCUGAGAAAAUCGCACGCCAUGCAGCCGACGCCGCUGCAACUUCUGCUGAAAGUUCCGCGGAAAAGCGCACAACGCGGCAACGCGAUGCAAUUUCAACUUACGCUGCUAUAGUUGUAGAAGGGCCUACUGAAAGGCUAGAAAGGUUUCAGACUGUUAACCAGCGCCGCCAUGCACAGCGAGGGCUCUGUAGCCCACCAAAGCAGUUUUGGUUUAAGCUGGCGUUCAACUAUGAGCCAGUUUUGGGGCUUUCCGGUCGCAAAGAUCUCCAAAUAGGAUCCACGUCAGUUGUCUGUGGGCAUCGCAAUGCCGAAAAAAUGGCCUGGAGAGUCUGCAGGUUUGUGUUGUUCAGACGCGGUGAUCAGCACAACAGACGUGACAUUAUUAUCGAAUCGCGCGGCAGUGGGCUCCGAAGAAUCAGUGAAACGCACCGUUCCUACGAUGCACUGCAAUACCCACUUCUCUUCCCUUACGGAGAUGGGUACCACUUUGGCAUUCUGCCAAAUGGGUCCACCUUAAAAACAGUGUCUUGCAGGGCUUUCUACGCUUUCUUAUUGAUGUUACAUGAGGUAGACAUGGCUGCUAAGAUGGAAUCCGAAAGACUCUGUUACAUCAGAUUGAAUCAGACCAAGUUGCGCUGCGACUCUUACAUUCACCUCCGUGAUGCUUUACGAAAUGACGCUGGUCCACGCAAUAUAGGCAAGAUGUGCAUACUACCUGCAACGUUCACAGACAGUCCACGAUACAGGCACGCGAGGACGCAAGACGUGAUGACAUACGUUCGUAAUACAACCGACCAGACCUAUUCAUAA
Molecule: messenger RNA, 1542 nt
Organism: Acanthosepion pharaonis
Lineage: Eukaryota; Metazoa; Mollusca; Cephalopoda; Sepiida; Sepiidae
Source: the annotation of a GenBank genome assembly